Molecule: messenger RNA, 540 nt
Organism: Entrophospora candida
Lineage: Eukaryota; Fungi; Glomeromycota; Glomeromycetes; Entrophosporales; Entrophosporaceae
Source: the annotation of a GenBank genome assembly
AUGGCUUCUACAUCUUCAUUUAGAGGUCAACAACAAGUUUCUUCUUCGUAUGGAGGCGGACCACCACCAUUGCCACCGUCAAGGAAUCAAAGACUAUACGGUAAACCAUUACCACAUCAACUUCCUCAAUCAUCUUAUGAAAGAAGACCAUCAUCUUUAUCACAUAGUAGUAGCACUUCCUCUUUAUACAGUCCCACAUCUUCUACUAGUAAUUCUUUAAAUGUCAACCAAUCUCCACAAAAAACUUUAUUUGAACAACACACAAAGCCUAUUCAAAUUCCUUGGGCGGAUUGUAAGAUCGAAGGACAACGGUUAAGAGAGGCAGAGGCCAAAUUAACAGAAAGUGUUAGAAAAUCGCAAAUAGAUCUUGAUAAAGUAAAUUGGGAAUUGGAGAAAGUCAUUCAUCAAACUGCUUUGGCAACUAGACAAAUAGAAUUACUUUUUGCUAAUAGUCAAGAAGAAAUUGAAGCUUUAAAUAAAUUAGCAGAAAAAGAAACAGAGGAAAAUCAACUAGCUUUGAUUAAUAAUAGUAAUUUUUAA